Aspergillus pseudonomiae is the source of this 1886-nucleotide messenger RNA. Its product is annotated as putative POT peptide transporter. The record is from RefSeq and is a predicted model, not a curated record. The transcript is spliced from 12 exons. Gene Ontology annotation, molecular function: tripeptide transmembrane transporter activity; dipeptide transmembrane transporter activity. Lineage: Eukaryota; Fungi; Ascomycota; Eurotiomycetes; Eurotiales; Aspergillaceae. Gene Ontology annotation, biological process: transmembrane transport. Gene Ontology annotation, cellular component: fungal-type vacuole; plasma membrane. The coding region runs from base 267 to 1886 and encodes 539 amino acids.
UAUAUGUAGACCAUGAAUUGCUGCACCAAGAGUGGUAAUGGCGUGAUACCCUGGACAGAGGGCAUGCCUUGCGUCCCUAUCAGACUAUGUAUCUGUCCACGCAUAUACAUUCCAGUGGUUGUAGAGUAGGACCCACUCGCUAUAGGUAAUAUAGCGGAAAAUCCCACAUUGUGUUUGUGUGCCUGGCAGCUUUAAAUAUCCCGGCUGGCACUCAUUGGGCCAUACCUGGAGAUGGAGGAGAACUUUCGCAUGGGUUCUGAACCAUCAUGGAAUCCAAGUCCUGGAAAAGCGUGUCAAAAGAGAGCCAAGCCUCGUCAGGGCAAACGCUCUUAGGCGACGAUCCCCCGCCAGGGAGGUGGGCAGAGCCAGCGGUGGAACACUCGGAUCUGCGACUAGUGCGCGAUGACAUCUCUAUGGAUAUAUUUCUAGUGGCCGCUGCAGAGCUGGCCGAGAGAUUUACCUAUCGGUCGGUAUCAGCACCAAUACAGAACUAUAUUCAGAAUCCCCGGGACGAUCCAUCGCACCCGGGAGCGCUGGGAAUGGGCCAGACAAUAGCGACGAGCAUCAACUACAUUUUUGUUACGUGGUGCUACCUAUCUCCGGUUCUAAUGGGUAUCAUAGCAGAUAGCUUUCUGGGUCGGUUCAAAACUAUCAUUCUAGGAACUGGACUAUCGGCAGGCGGGGUAUUGAUUUUAUUUGCCACUUCUCUCCCAGGGAGUCUGGAGAACGGAGCUGGUUUCCCCGGGCUUGUGGCUGCGUUGAUCUUGAUCGGACUGGGAACCGGUGCUAUCAAGAGCAAUGUUGGACCACUGAUUGCAGAGCAGUAUCAGUCUAUCGGGCCGCGCGUGAAGACCUUGCCAGAUGGUGAACAGGUUCUGGUAGACCCAAACAUUACUAUCCAGGCGAUAUAUGCCCGAUAUUACUGGUCAUGGUUAGAGCUGAAAGUGGGUUUCUGGGCUGCUUUUAUGCUACCUUUAUGCUUUUGGGCUCUGGCAAUGAUCGCUCUUCUGGCUGGUCGCACGCGUUAUAUUGUGCGACCCCCGAAUGGAUCAGCUAUUGCCAAGGCAAUGCGAAUACUAUGGAUUGGUAUCAGAAGCGGAGGCAAUCUCGAGGCAGCCCGGCCUGCAUCACUGGAAAAGACCGGUGUCUCCGUGCCAUGGGAUGAUGUGUUCGUGGACGAACUUAAAUGUGCCCUGGUGGCAUGUCGUGUAUUUCCAUUAUACUGGAUUUGUAGUGGCCAGGCAAGUUCAAACCUUGUCAGUCAAGGCGCCUCGAUGAACACUCAUGGUGUACCGAAUGAUAUGAUGGGAUGUAUUAACCCCAUCACGGUCCUCAUUGCAGUACCAUUGUUUGAGCGCUUUGUUUAUCCGACGUUGCAUCGCUUGCAUAUCAAGUUCAAGCCAAUUAGUCGGAUCGCGACAGGCCUUCUGUUGUCGUCUUGUGCGAUGGCACUAGCGGCCGGCCUCCAGGAACUGAUCUACGAGACCUCCCCAUGUCAAAGAAACCCAGCAGCCGAUAGUUGCAAAGGAGUCUCUCCGAUUCGACGGAUCAGCAUACUUUUGCAAAUACCAGUUUACUGUCUGAUGGGUCUUGCCGAGCUGUUCGCAAUGCUAUCCGGGAUGGAGUAUGCUUAUACCAAAGCGCCACAGUCCAUGCGUAGCAUUAUCAUGUCCCUUUUUCUCCUGGCCGGCGCAUUCGGUUCUUCCAUUGGUGUUUCUCUUUCGCCGACAUCUGUGGAUCCCAAGGUCUUGAUAGAAUAUAUAUCGCUCAGUGCCACUAUGCUGAUGGCGGCUGUCAUAUUUUUUUUGUGUUUCCGAAAAUAUAACAGGAUGGAGGAGAGUAUGAACAAACUAGUCAAUGGGGAUCGCCCGAGGAGGGAGUCAUGA